GCCGACUUUCAGUGCUUCCCCUCCUUGAUGAGAUCGCCAAGUGAAAUAGGAUUGAGGGAGAAGAGGAGAGGUUUCGGAAGAAGCUCCACUGAGGGAGACCUAAAAGGGGAGUGGUCAGACAGAAAGCAGUAGAGAGAUCAGUGUCAACAACCUGGAGGGGAGUAAGGACUGUGGAUAUGGAAGCGGUGGGAAUGGAUAUAUGUAUAGGGAAGACAACACCCCACCAGGAAAAGGUUCAAAAUGUCUGUGUCCAGUCGACAGAUGGCUAUUGUCAACCCUCCUCCACCGGAGUACAUAAAUGCCAAAAAAACUGGCCGUCUCACAAAUCAGCUGCAGUACCUGCAGAAGGUGGUCCUCAAGGCUCUGUGGCGGCACAGCUUCUCAUGGCCCUUCCAGCAGCCCGUGGAUGCUGCCAAGCUCAAGCUCCCGGACUAUUACAGCAUCAUUAAGAAGCCAAUGGAUUUGAGUACAAUUAAGAAGCGCUUGGAACAUAAAUACUAUGUGAAAUCAUCAGAAUGUAUAGACGACUUGAAAACAAUGUUCACCAAUUGUUAUUUAUAUAACAAGCCAGGUGAUGACAUUGUUCUCAUGGCACAAGCCUUAGAGAAAUUGUUUAUGCAAAAAAUGUCUCAAAUGCCUUCAGAAGAGCUAGUGAUAGGUGGAAAAGAAAGAAAAAGAAAAGGUACUCAACCAUCUCCCAGAGUUUCUACUAUUAAAGAGAAACCAUCUCCCAAGGCAUCUGAAAUGGCAGCCGAGCAGCAAGUGAUUCCCUCUUCUGCAUGUCUGCAGACAUCACUUUCUCCAUUGCACGUUGCUAAAGCAGCUGUGCCGAGCUGUGCCCCACAGGCUGUAACACAGGUUAAAAAGGGAGUGAAAAGGAAAGCAGAUACCACAACCCCUACAACUUCCAUAGUUACAGCUAGUAGUGAAUCUUCACCAACUCCAGUUGAACACAAAUCUGCUAAAAUACCACUUUUGAAAGAAAAAGUAGUGAAGAAUAUUGUACCAGAUUCUCAGCAACAAUAUAAAGUUGUGAAAAGUCCCCAAUUAACUGAGCAGUUAAAAUAUUGUAAUGAGAUUGUUAAAGAAAUGUUUGCAAAGAAACACGUAGCAUAUGCUUGGCCUUUUUAUAAACCAGUUGAUGUGACUGCUUUAGGACUCCAUAAUUACUAUGAUGUUGUUAAAAAUCCAAUGGACCUUGGAACGAUUAAAAAAAAAAUGGACAACCGAGAAUAUAAGGACGCACAUGAAUUUGCUGCAGAUGUUCGGUUAAUGUUUAUGAAUUGCUACAAGUAUAACCCACCUGAUCAUGAAGUGGUAGCAAUGGCAAGAACCCUUCAGGAUGUUUUUGAGAUGCAGUUUGCUAAGAUCCCAGAUGAACCCAUUGAAAGAAUGCCUAUAUGUUACAUUAAAAAGGAUGUAGCAAAAGCUUUUUGUAGAGAAAGUAGUAGUGAUGCUUCCUCUGAGGACAACUCUUCUGAAAAGUCACCCGAUGAACGAGUGCAGCGCCUUGCCAAGCUUCAGGAGCAGCUUAAAGCUGUGCAUCAGCAACUACAAGUUCUGUCUCAAGUGCCUUACCAUAAGCUAAAGAAAAAGAAUGAGAAAUCUAAAAAAGGGAAGAAGAAAGAAAAAAAGAAAUUUAUCAACGAAGAUGAAAGUCAGAGGAAAAAAUUGAAGCAAAUAAAACUGAAGAAAAAGCUGAAAACCAGUCAGCCAAAACAGGCCAAACAACCAGUGUUGGCGUAUAAAUCUGAGGAUGAAGAUGAUGCUAAGCCUAUGAAUUAUGACGAGAAAAGGCAAUUAAGCUUGGAUAUAAACAAACUCCCCGGAGACAAACUUGGGCGAGUCGUCCAUAUAAUAGAGUCAAGAGAACCAUCUUUAAGGAAUUCUAAUCCUGAUGAGAUAGAAAUUGAUUUUGAAAUACUAAAAGCAUCAACCCUGAGAGAACUGGAAAAAUACGUCAUGGUCUGUCUGAGAAAGAGACCCAGGAAGCUUCAUGCUGAGAAAACUCAAUUGUCCAAAGCCGAAGGAGGGGCCACGCGUCUGAGCGAGAGCAGCAGCAGUAGCGGCGGCGGCGGCGACGGUGAUGGCAGCAGCUCCUCGGGCUCGGGCAGCAGCAGCAGCAGCAACUCGAGCUCUUCCGAUAGCAGUGAUUCCGAUUCAGAAACAUUCCCCAUGUUAACUGGAAUCAUAGAGAGUGGUUCCCCUUCCAAAGGAAAAAUGAAGACUUUGACUUCCUGUAGGGUGUCAAAUCAAGAUCUCUUAGCUCUUAAGAAUCGCCAAGAACCUCAACAAUUACAGACUUUGCAAAGCCUUCCAUCAGCACAAAUUAGCAUAUCUCUCUAAAGUCUUCCUGAAAUUAUAUCCCCGGUAAAUGUUACUUCUCUGCUGCAGAAUGCCCCAAAUGUCCUCACUUUUGAUCCCAUCAACCCCAUUCUCAUCGUUUCAGAGAAUAUUUCAUUAAGUGGUGACAGAAAAGAUGAGGCCGUGUCUGUAGCAAGGGCUGGAAAAUCAGCCCCUCUUCUAAACACGAUGUGGGAAGGAAGUGAUUCUAAGCCUGUGAAAAAAGUGGAAAGGGAGCCUGGAGAGCCCAUCACUAACGUACUGCGUCCGACCGGCGUGGGCACGGGUGUGCCGGAGCCUGAACUUUCCACUCCUGUUAAGAGGGAUAUAAAGAUCAGAAAUGUGGACUGUUGGACAAAUUUGGGCAAAACAGUCACAACUACAGUGUUACCAAAAUCAUCAGAUGGUCUCUUCAGGCAGUUCAAAAAAGCAGCCAUGGAAAAGGAAGUGGGGACCCGAACACAGGAGCUGAUAAGGAUGCAGCUGAAUCAGAAGCCAGAGGAAUCAAAAACCCACCCAGAUCAGACGGACUUUGACAAGAAUGCAAAUAAAAUUCAAGAUGAAUGUUAUCCUGAAACACAAAAACCUCAUCAGGCGCCAUUGGAAGUUCAAGAAGAUUGUUGGCUUAUCAAAGAUCGGAAUUUGGCAAGAAAGAGAGAGCAAGAGCGGAGGAGAAGGGAAGCCAUGGCCAGCACCAUCGAUAUGAACCUGCAAAGCGACAUUAUGAUGACCUUUGAGGAGACCCUUGAUUAAGUUUAACACUC
Molecule: messenger RNA, 3107 nt
Organism: Vombatus ursinus (common wombat)
Lineage: Eukaryota; Metazoa; Chordata; Mammalia; Diprotodontia; Vombatidae
Gene: BRDT
Product: bromodomain testis associated
Biological process (GO): positive regulation of transcription elongation by RNA polymerase II; chromatin remodeling
Cellular component (GO): chromatin; nucleus
Source: RefSeq, a predicted model, not a curated record